Molecule: messenger RNA, 279 nt
Organism: Phytophthora sojae
Lineage: Eukaryota; Oomycota; Peronosporomycetes; Peronosporales; Peronosporaceae
Exons: 1
Source: RefSeq, a predicted model, not a curated record
CGGCGAGGCAAGCGCUGCACGCAGCCCGGUUGCACCAAGGCGUCCCAGUCCAACGGUCUGUGCAAGGCCCACGGCGGUUGCCAGAGCGUCGGCUGCACCAAGAGUAGCCAGGCGAGAGGUUUCUGCCGCGCCCACGGUCGUGGCCCGCGAUGCGAGAAGGAGGGAUGCAGCAAGGACCCCGAGCGCGAAGGGUUCUGCGCCGACCACGGUGGCUUCCGCUUCUGCCAGUACUCGGACUGCACCAGGGAGGACCGCGGCGGAGGCUUCUGCACCAAGCAC